This is a messenger RNA of Theileria equi strain WA, 2019 nucleotides long. RefSeq lists its product as hypothetical. The record is from RefSeq and is a predicted model, not a curated record. NCBI's taxonomy places the organism in Eukaryota, Apicomplexa, Aconoidasida, Piroplasmida, Theileriidae. Bases 1 to 2019 code for a protein of 672 amino acids. The transcript has a single exon.
AUGGGUAUCAAACAUUCUGUCAUUGCAGAUAUUUCUCAGAAUGUCAGUGAUGGCAAGAAAACAUACUAUGGGAAAAAUGGGAAUACCAUAGGCAUUAAAAGGACAAAUGAACCAAAUAUUACAACGAAGCAUGGACAGGAGGGAAAACAGCCACUCAAGAAUUACAAACAAUACCACCAUAAACUUCCGGAAGAUGAUGGUUGGUGGUCAGUAACCUAUAAAUUAACUUCCAUAUACCAUGGAAAUGAGAAACAAGUUGGAUUUGAGAAAGAGGGUUAUCUUAACACCCAUAAGGCACUGGAAGUGGUAUACUGGUCAAAUGAUGAACACAAUUCACUUCCACUUAUUAUUGGUCUUGGUGAAGGUAAUCCAACCUAUUUUAAACGAGAAAAUGAGACUAACAGAUGGGAAUAUUCCAAUAUUGUACCUCCUGCAGAUUUAUCAGACUACCAGGGUGUGUUGAACCAACUCAAUGAGAAUUUCAAGAAUGUAGUUAUAGUCAACCUCAAUGCAAAGAAUGGACAGAAGUACUGCGGCCAUCCUUCCAAAGAUGAAUUUAAGGACCCUAAGGACAACCCUAAAAGCUGUUCUCAGAAUGGAACUUCCUUUGUUACCAUUACUGUUUCAGAGAUAAAUGGUACAGUUCCUAGUGGCUUCAAAGGUCUUAAGCACUCUCCCUCUGGAAACAAGAUGAGAGUUUUAGGAACAUACCAUGGCAACUCUAUGAUCUCAUUUAAGGAGUCCAUUGUAGCCACAGAAUGUGGGUAUGUCAAUGUUUAUUACACAUCAGGAAAUACGACUUCUAAGCCUUUGUUAUUAGAACUGUCAAAUGGAGCGGAUCAGGAAACAUCAAAGCUUUAUACUCUUACAAAUAAUAAAUGGGUGCCUUCAAACUUAUCCAAAAAUGAUCUUACUCAGGUACUUGAUCAGGAGAAUUGUCUGCGAAACAGCAUUGUUCUGGCCAAUGUAUUUAAUAAGACGGGUUAUUUUUGUUGUAGCACGAAUAAGCAUAAUAUUCAAGUCCACCAGAAUAGUCGUAAUCAACCAGUUUGGUCUGAAUUGUAUGAACAUACUCUACAGACUAAAGGAGUUAAAGAAACAACAGAGCCAUCUUUUAAUAAGCAUAGGUUAAUGGAAUACGAUAAAGAUUUUACAUGGCCUGGAAGUUCAAUGACAGACAUAAAGAAGAUAUAUGUCUACUUUUGUGGCAGUAACACAAAUAUGCCGCUAUUGGUAUAUAUGGACGAUGGAGAAGGGUCUGGAAAAUGGUUAAAAAAGAUUUAUGGAGGUAAUACAUGGACAGAAGUUGACUCUGGUUCUUUGUCUGGGAUAAGGCCAACUGAUGACAACUCCAAAGAUAAGAUUGGGAAAGAACUCCACGAAAUUGGCAAGAAACUCAACAUUGGAUGUGAACAUACAGUCACCAUUCCUGUUCCAACUGCCCCUGUUGCUACUCCACCACAUCCUCCUAUACCUCCAUCCUUUCCAGGUGCUGCAGGCUCUAGUGGUUCUGCAGGUACUAAUGUAGGUAGUGGUAGUAGUGGAUCUGGAUCUUCUAGUAGUGGUGUUGGUCAAUCCUCAUCUCAACAAGAUACUGGUGUUCUUCCUAAUGGUAGGGGACCUAGUGGACCUGUUGGUCGACCUGGACUUAAAGGACAACCUCAAGAUACUGGAAUAAGAAACCCUGGUGAAGGUAGUACUGGCCAAGAAACCACUAAAUCUGAUAUUUCUGAUUCUAGUCAUAGCGGAAACGUUGGUAGUAGUCAACCUGGUUCUGCUAAUGUUAGUGUUGAUCAACCAGAAACGGAUAAAGAUGAUCAAAGCCAUGGAGAUGCAACUUCUGAUUCUACAGAUAAAAGGGGUCCUUUUCAGAAGGUAAUUGAGUUCAUCAAGAAUCACCAUAAUGAAAUAGCACCAUCAGUUGGUGGAGUAUUAGGAACUGGGAUUCUGGGUCUUGCUGUAUGGAAGGGACCUGCUCUAUUUAGCAAGGUACUUGCAAUCUGCAUUACUUCUGUAUAA